UGACACAAUUAACAAAUAUUUGAGCUGAGUUGCUAAUUUCAGAGCCCUUUAAGAGUUUAUGCUAGUGCACUAGCUAACUUUAUUUGUAGUUUUUCGAGUGGCGGCGCGGCCAGCGAUGACGUCAUAUUUAGUCGACUUGUACUUCCUGUCGGGCGGGCAGUUGGUAUCAGAAUGAGAGACGCUCUUAAACUGAGCACACAUAUAAUUCAAAUUGAACACAGAUAUUAUUCAAAUUAAACACAGAUAUAACCCAAACAAGCACAACCGCGAGUGUGAAAGUUCCCGAAAGUCAUUUAAUAGCAUCUUAAUUUGACGAAAACCUGUUUGAAUCCGUAACACUUGAGCCGUUAAGCUAGUUAGCAACGUGGCUACUUCACAUGUGUUUUGCUAAUGUUAGCCAGCUGGCAUCACUGCUGUUCAGACUCGUUGUGGUUCAGGUUUUGCACUGAGGUGCAGUGGAUCUAGCUGCUCGUUUGGUUGGCAGCAGGAUGAAGCUGGAGCUGUGCCGUGUGGUGCAGGGGAGCAGUCGGCUGGGUGUCCUGAAGGGGCUCGGCAGGUCGGGACAGCACUCUCUGGAAGUCCCGGGGUGUCUGCUGCACACACACCUGGGCACCGUGCCCCACCUCACCCAGGACACACUGCACACCCUGAACAACCUGCCCUCUGUCACCCAGGUCACCCUUUCCAAUCUAGCAGAGCACCGGGAGGUGUUGGAGGAGUUUAAGGAUGGAUUCAGGAAGUUUGCAGGUCUUCAUGAUACCGUGUUGUACUGCUCGCUUCAUGACCCUGCGACCCCCUGCCCAACAGGUUACACUACUAACAAGACGGUGUCGGUGUGGGGCAGCGGUGGGCGGAUUGAGCUGACAGCGGCCAAGUUCAUGGCUCUCCAGAAGGCCGUGCAGCCGGACUGGUACCAGAGCAUGGCAGACGGAGAGACGUGGCAGAACAACACCUCACGCAAAAGGGUCCGAAAGUCGGUGGAUCGAACUCUCGCCCACCUGGAUGAGUGUCUGCUGCUUCACCAAAAAUCACAGGAGUUGGAGGGAGUGGAGGUGUUCGGGGUGGUGGAGGGAGGAGACAUCCUGGAAGAGAGGGUGCGCUCAGCCAGGGAGACUGCCAAGAGGCCUGUGGCAGGGUUCUGCCUGGACGGCCUUCAGACGGGCUCAAUGGACCCGGCCCUGAGGACGCAGCUCAUCACCGCUGUGAGCAAGGAGCUGCCUGAGGACAAACCCAGACUGCUGCAGGGUGUAGGACGACCUGAUGAGGUGCUCAGGUGCGUGGAGGCUGGUGUGGACCUCUUUGAGAGUUUCUUCCCAUUCCAGGUGACGGAUCGAGGCUGUGCUCUUUGCUUCAGCUUCAACAUCACCCCGGACCCGGAGCUCGCAGGUAGAGCGCCCCCUGCAGUGCUGGAGCUGGAUGAAGAGAAGGACACUGUGGGGGAGACGCAACAGAAUGGAGAUUUUAAUCUUUACGAUCAAAUGCAGAUGACGUCCUUUGAAAUCAAUCUCAAAGACAAGAGGUACCAGGAUGACUUCAGGCCCCUGGUGGAGGGGUGUGGCUGCUAUAGCUGUAAGAACCACCAGAGGGCAUACCUGCACCACCUGCUGGUGACCAAUGAGCUGCUGGCGGGAGUCCUGCUCAUGAUCCACAACACAGCCCACUAUCAUGCCUUUUUCGGCGCCCUCAGAGAAGCUCUGGCCAACGAUAAACUGGACCUCCUAAAGAGAUCGGUGCUCAGGGAGAGAGUUGGGCACACUGAAAAAAAGCAAUGAGUCAGAUAAAUCAGAAGGACAAGAGAGGGAUUGAUCAGCUUUUCCUCUGAAGGAUCACUGGACUGACUUGGCCAGAUGCAAUCUUACUCUCAGAAUCCGUGUGUGCCUCCUGUUGUGGUCUGAUUACAGGCCAGCAGAUGACUAAUAUCCUCUGCAGUCAUUGACUUAGCAGCAUAGACCAGAGGGUGAACUAACUUGGUGACUGAUUACUAGAGAGACCAAAAUAUAUCCUGCUUUUCUCCUGUUAUACUGUACAUUGUCAUGUGUAUAAUAAGAUUUCCUUGAAGCUUUUUGGAAUUUCAUUCUAGGUUUCAUCAUUUCUCAUUUGUUCAUGAAUCUUUUAAUGUUUCAGUUGGAUGAGCUCCUCACGUGCAGAUUAACUUCAUGUUGCUGUCAAACCCGCUGACUAACCGGCAUGUAUGAUGAGACUGUGUCACAUUAAACACCCAGU
Plectropomus leopardus (leopard coralgrouper) is the source of this 2223-nucleotide messenger RNA. It is a transcript of the gene qtrt2, whose product is annotated as queuine tRNA-ribosyltransferase accessory subunit 2. Lineage: Eukaryota; Metazoa; Chordata; Actinopteri; Perciformes; Serranidae. The record is from RefSeq and is a predicted model, not a curated record.